Molecule: messenger RNA, 9555 nt
Organism: Salpingoeca rosetta
Lineage: Eukaryota; Choanoflagellata; Craspedida; Salpingoecidae
Exons: 23
Coding region: 1-9303 (3100 amino acids)
Molecular function (GO): protein binding
Source: RefSeq, a predicted model, not a curated record
AUGGCCGCGACACGACUCAGCAACGAGCAGCAGCAAGAGGACAAGCAACCCUCGCUUGCCUUCCACGACUUUUUCCCUUCCACAGACACUGCCACCUUCUUUGACAGCAUCUAUCAGCAUGACACCUUCGUGGACUCGCAGCCGCACGGCAACGCCCCUCAGCUGCUGUCACCGACCAUGCGGGAUGUCGUUGCUCCACUUGCUGAUCCCCAUGCACUUUGUCAGCACCACUUUUCUCUGGACGAAGAGCAGCGCAAACCCAAAUCCAAGCACACUGCUCCUUUCCAGAUCAAGGAGCAAGGCGAGACGCGGCAGGUGUCGUCAUGCAAGCAGAUGGAGGACGAGCUGGCUGCCGGUGCUGGUUUGCUCAUCCGCUACGAGGACCUCGUGGACUCCCCCGCCCAGGACCACGUCAAGCAGCUGCAGGACGGCGUGCGCGACGUGUUUGGCACAGAGUCCACCGUCCACCUGUACCACGCCACGCAGAACGAGUCGCGCGCCCUCAUGCCGCACACAGACCCCUACGACGUCCUUGUCAUCCAGCUCCACGGCUCAAAGCGCUGGACAACCUGCAUCCCAGACGCAUACGUCUCCGACACCGACACCAACAACGACGGCAGUGGCACCAACGCAGAGGACGACGACAACACCAACACCGGCACUGGCGACCACGGUGCUUCUGCUUCUGCUUCUGCUUCUGCGUCGUCUUCCUUCCCAAGCCACCAUGGCACACGCGCACGCCCAAGUGAGGCAGAGACCAUCAAGCACUUCAACCCUGCGCAGCUGGGCCAGCUGCAGGAGAUCCGGCGCCAGAAGCAAGAAGGGUGCACGCGCUACGAGGACAGAGACCUGCGUGGCAUGCGCUGCACCGAGUUCACGCUGCGUGCCGGCGACACCAUGUACAUGCCCAAGGGCAUCAUCCACUUUGCGCUGUCGGGCGAGGAGGGCUCGUCACAUCUCACCAUCUCGCUGGAGCGCAAGGGCCUGGCGUGGGCCGAUGCGCUCAUGCACGCGGCGCUCUCUGGCUCGGACAUUGUGGACACCCGGCGUUCCUUGGUCACUGGAGAAAACACGGUGCAGUCGCUCCUGCAGCAGCACGGCGAUGGCAGUGCAGCUGGCGGCGAGCGGGAUGAGGUGAAGGCAUUUGUGGCGUCGUUCCAGUCGCUGUGUCGCGAGGUUGGACCCGAUGUGCUUGAGACGUACACCAAGGCCAACGACCUGGAUGCGUUCCUGAAUGCAGACGGCAUUGGCGCGCUUGUUGAGCGCGUGUGCAGCGAGGAGUCGGCCACUGCUGUUGUGGAGCAGCUGUGCGCACGCGGCAAAAUGCCCGUGGACGUGACGUCGCCCCGCUUCCGCAAGAUGCGCGUGCCGCAGAUGGCUCGCACGAGGCGCAAUACUGUCACUACCUCCUACAACUGCACAAGUGGCUGCGACGAGAACUGCAACAGGUUCACGUGCCAGUGCGAUGAAGGCUGCACCACAACGUGUAACGAGGGCUGCACAGACUGCAAUGAAAGCUGCGAUGGUCAGCAGUGCGAUUCGAGCUGCGAUUCGAGCUGCGACGGCGAAACGUACGUCUGCCGUGCCAUUGACAGCCUGUGUAACACAGGCUGUGAUGCAAGCUGCGACAGCACACAAUGCUACGGCAGUUGUGAUAUUUGCAUCGGCUGCACCAGUGGAUGUGAUGACAGCUGCGACAAGUCGUGUGAUGCCUCCUGUGACUUGGUCGUGUUUUCUUGUGACUCUGGAUGUGAUCAAAGCUGCGAUUCAGGCUGCGACGACAACUGCAACAACUGCUACGCCGGCUGUGAUUCCAAUUGCAUUCCAACGGACUGUGACGCCGACUGCGACGGAACAUGUGCCUGCGACACGUCAUGUGAUGGGCCUUGCAACAGUGGCUGUUCGACGACCUGCAACACGGGCUGCGAUGGCUGUCCUGACUUGAGCUCCUGCACAGGCAGUUGCGACGAAGGCUGCUCUUGCAACCCUGGCUUUGCCGGCUCGGGCCAGGCCUGCGAGGCGUGCCCAACCGGCACAUACGCAAGCUCGUCUGGCCAAUCAACCUGCACUCCUUGCUCUUCCUGCCCCUCUGGUCAGUACCGCGUCAACUGUGGAGGCAGCAGUGCCGGCACGUGUGGCGCUUGCCAUGCCUGUCCGCCUGGCGAGCAGCGGGUUGGAUGCGAAGGAACCAACGCUGGCACGUGCGCAGCCUGCCCUUCAGGAACUUACAAAUCGACACAAGGAAACGGCGCGUGCUCAUCUUGUCCUGCGUGCGACCCUGGCUUCACGCGCGUGGAGUGUCAGGGAACAAGUGCUGGCCACUGCGUCGGCACAACCUGCGAUGUGCCGCCAUCCUCCUCCAACACGGCUGUGUCCGUGUCCAAUGAUGGCAUCUACCCAAGCACCGCCACAUACACGUGCAGUGCCGGCUAUGAGCUUCAAGGCUCCAACACCCUCACGUGCUCUGUGUCGGGGGACUGGGAAGGUGAUGUACCCCAAUGUGUUGGUGUGGAAUGUGAUGGUAUCCACGUUGACAACGGCAUCGUCACUCCGUCCGGAACCAUCAACUACCCGAAAGUUGCAGCUUUCUCGUGCAGCACUGGGUACGUGCUGAUGGGAGCGACGUCUGCGCAGUGCCAGGCGGACGGCACGUGGUCGUCGCCCGCACCGACAUGUGUUGGGCGGCUGUGCACCCUGCUGGACACCCCAAACCACGGCAGCGUCUCGUACACAAACAACCGCCAGUACCCGUCCACAGCUACAUACACGUGCCAGGCUGGGUAUGAGCUGAGCGACACGGGGGAUGCGCAGCGCAGCUGCAUUGCCAGCUCGGGCGGAUUUGGCGGCACGGCGCCAUCGUGUGUGGGGGUGCUAUGCAACCCACUGGGCGACCCGCAGAACGGGCACCUGCGCCUGAGCUCGACGCCAGCGCGGUACCCGGCGACGGCGGAGUUCUCGUGCGUGCCCGGAUACGAGCUUGUUGGGCAGGCGCAGCUGUCGUGCAAGACGGACAAGACGUGGUCUGCGCCUGCGCCGACGUGCCGUGGAGUGCUGUGCACGGCGCCGAGCAUUGACCACGCGCAGGUGUCGGCGACAUCUGGGCGGUACCCUGCUGAUGCGAGCGUGACGUGUGCACCUGGGUAUGGGCUGGUUGGCGCGUCGACGCUGUCGUGCCGCACGGACGGGACGUGGGGCGAGCUGCCCUCGUGCCAGCUGUGCCCGGCCAACUCGUAUGCGCCGUCGCCGACACAGCCGUGUGCUUCGUGCCCUUCUGGCACGUCGACCAACGGGCAGACGGGUGCGACCAAGUGCGAGUGCAUUGCUGGACACGAGCCCAGCGGCGACGGAAGCACCUGCGUUCCCUGCCAAGCCAACCACUUCAAACCGGACUUUGGCUCCGUGUCGUGCCAGCAAUGCCAAUCUGGGUUCCAGACUGAGAACGGCGACUUUACCCGCUGCGUCGGUGUCCCUUGCGACCCCGUGCGCGACAUUGAGAACGGCGACCCAGAGAACACCAUGAUGCACCGGUACCCGGCCACUGUGUCGUAUGAGUGCGACACGGGGUUCCAGCUUGUUGGCGAUGUCAGUUCCAUUACCUGCCAGACAGAUGGCACGUGGUCUGCGCUUCCCUCGUGCACCUACAUCUGCGGCGAUGACCUCGUUGUUGACGGGGAGGAGUGCGACGACGGUGGUCACAACAAGACCGUGGGAUGCUCGUCCACGUGCCAGCUGGAGCGCCUUCAUUCAUGUGUUGAUGGCAGCACCGCUGCGUGCGUGUACUGCAACUUCACGUCGCGGCCGGAGCGGCUGGUGCUUGCGUGCGACGACCCCAUGCUGGACACAAAGGUGCAGACGUGGGCAGACGCAACCGGCAACGCAGAGGUGCUGGACCACGAGCACUGCGGCGACCCCUCACUGUCGUACGUUGCGGGGAAGCCGCGCGGCACGGUGCCUGGCUGCUAUCACAAAGUGUACGCAUUCACAGCUGUGUUCGAUGGCGGCCAGGUGAUGGAGACAGUAGCUGGUGUUGUGCGCGUGUACGACGACACCAAGCCGACGUUCCAAGACCCGCCGUCAUCCACAACAGCAGACUGCCACAGCGUCCCCGCCUUUGCGGAUGUGUCGGCAUCGGACACGUGCAUGACGUCGUCGCCCGCAGUGAGCAAGCAGGAGGUGCGGACAGACGGGGCGUGCCCGUACGCAUACACGCUGACGCGGACGUGGACAACGCAGGACGCGUGCGGCAACGAGAACGCGGCGACGCAGGUUGUGACGGUGCAGGACGUGACCAAGCCGACGUUCACCACGCGGCCCACAGACCGGGUGCUGGAGUGCUCUGCGGACGUGGACGCGGACAUUGAGGCGCUGCGCAUGAAGCACGUGGACGCAGCAGCAUCGGACCUGUGCUCCGACACGCUGUCGUUUGAGACGGUUGAGACGGCGCGGGACCUGAGCGGGUGCGGCAGCACGGGCCAGGUGUCGCUGAAGGUGACGGUGACCGACGAGUGCGGCAACCCGCAGGAGGAGACGGUGACCGUCGACGUGGUGGACAAGACAGCCCCAGUGCCCGUGAACGUGCCUGCGGAUGUGACGGUGGAGUGCUCUGCGAUCCCGCCCAUUGCAGAUGACGUGCAUGCGAGGGACGCGUGCGGGCUGCGGCGCGUGAAUGCGACGGCGAGCGAGGAGCGGCAGGACGGGCCGUGCCCGCACAGCUACGACCUGCUUCGCACAUUCACGUUUGUGGACGCGUGCGACAACCCGGUGAGCAGGACGCAGCGGGUGACGGUGCAGGACACGACGGGCCCCGUCAUCACGCGGGACGCCGACGACCUGGAGCUGGAGUGCAGCGCAGAGCGCAACGACGCCACGAUUGCGGCGUGGCUGGCGGUGAACGGCGGCGCGCAGGCCAUGGACGCGUGCAGCGGCGUGCACACGCUGACGUGGACGCACGACUACGACCCGCAGUACUACGAGGUGUUCCCUGGCGGCUGCAGCGUGGGCACCGGCCAGGUGCUGGUGACGUUCACGGUUGCGGACGAGUGCGGGCGCACCAGCACGGUGAACGGCAGCAUCAAGAUUGUGGAUACGCGGGAGCCCGCGUUUGUUGCGCCGCUGCCGCCGCUGACGGGGGCGUGCGACGCGGUGCCGCAGGCGACGGUGCCGCAGGCGUACGACAACUGCACGGGGGAGGUGACGCCGACGCAGACGACGACGCGGAUGGACGGCGACUGCCCACACCAGUACCACCUGAUCCACUCGUGGGUUGCGGAGGACGAGUGCGGCUGGACAACGACGACGCAGCAGACGGUGACGGUGACGGACGCUGCGGCGCCCACCAUCACCAAGCAGAGCGCAGACAGGACGGUGGAGUGCUCGGUGGCGGACAACGAGGCGCAGCUGGAUGCGUUCCUGGCGGAGCACGGCGGCGCGCAGGCGACGGAGGUGUGCGGCGGCGUGACGUGGCUGUACUCUGACGUGGACACGGUGCUGGAUGUGGCGCAGGGCGCGUCUGGGGACGUUGUGAAGCAGGACGGGUGCGGGACGACGUUUGCGGCGACGGCGCACUUCUAUGCUGUUGACGAGUGCAGCAACGCGGCGAAGACGACGGCGACGUUCACUGUGCAGGACACGCUGGCGCCCGUGCUUGACACGCCGCCGGCGGCGUCAAUUGACGCGUCGUGCGAUGCGGUGCCCGCGCUGAGGAACAUCAGCGCAACGGACAUGUGCGCGGGCGCGCUGGUGGCUGUUGCCAGCGAGGAGCGGCUGGACGGGCGGUGCACGCACACGUACACGCUGUCGCGGACGUGGAUGGUGCAGGACCCGUGCGGGCACAUGACAACCAAGUCGCAGCUGGUGCACGUGGACGACAGCGCGGAGCCCGUGAUCACCAAGGAGGCGGAGGACCUGGUUGUGGAGUGCAACGCGGAGACGGACAGCGUGAUUGCGGCGUGGCUGGAGGCGCACGGCAACGCGGCGGCGGCAGACGCGUGCGACCGGGAGCUGACGUGGCAGCACGACUUUGAGAGCGUCAAGUACCUGCUGCAGUACGGGUGCGGGUCGAACGCGGUGAACGUGACGUUCACGGUGAUGGACGACUGCGGCAACGCGGCUGAGACGCAGGCGCGUGUGGUUGUGCAGGACACGACGGCGCCGUUCUUCACGCAGCUGCCGAGCGACGACCGCGCGGAGUGCGACCCGACGACAAACCAGAACACGCUGGAUGUGUUCCUGGCGGCGUACGGCGGCGCGCGGGCGUCUGACGUGUGCGGCGGCGUUGUUGGGCAGGACGUGGCGUGGUCGUACGCGGUGGACCUGCAGACGGUGUGCGGCAACGCGUACGACAGCGUGGUGACGUUUACGGCGACGGACCACUGCGGCAACAACGUGAGCGCGACGGCGACAAUGGCGUUUGAGGACACGCAGAAGCCCGUGAUCAAGCUGCGGGGCGCGGAUCCGCAGCUUGCGCAGGUUGGGUUCCCCUGGCUGGACCCCUCUGUGGACCUUGCUGCGGACCGGUGCCACCAGGAGCUGACGCCGUUUGUUGAGGUGGUGAACCCGCCCAACACGACGCAGGUCGGCAACGUGACGGUGUUCUACCGGGUUGAGGACGCGUGCGGGUAUGUUGGGCUGGUGAACCGCACUGUGUACAUUCGGGACACGCUGCCACCAACGUUGGAAGUGCUGGGUGCCAAACGGAUGUACGUGUCGGCUGGCAGCUUGUUCCUGGAUCCUGGCGCCGCUGCCACAGAUGCAUACUCACGCGGCACGGACAUUGUCACGCACGCCUUUGAUGGUGGCGUGGACAUUGGCAGCGUGCGGAACGCAGCACUCGAUGGGAACCGUACCUCCUUCACCAUUGUUUAUCGUGCUGCUGACCUGAGCGGCAACACUGUGCUGCGGUAUGGCAGGCACGUGCGCGUGUUGCCGCCACCGUCGCCUCUGCUGCCAGCAACUGCGCAGGUGUCACUGCACUUUUCCCGCAGCAUCGUGCUGUCUGCAGAAGCAGGAGACGAUGCACCGUCUUCUGGGGAACCCACGCCGUCCGAAGGGUCGCCAGCGUUCACAUAUACGCGCCUGGUGACGCCUGUAGCGGACGCAGACUCCGGCAGCGUCACGCUGUCCGUAUUUGAAGCAGAAGGCCUGUCCACUUUGCUGGGUGGUGAGGUGCAUGGUGUGCAGGUGGAGGAUCCGAGCACGACGCUGAAGGAGGUGGCGGUGGUCCUUGGUCCCGUUUCUCCAGACGUGGUUGCAUCCGCGCGGGCCUCAGACGCCAUCGAAGCCAUGUCCACCCCCGUGCGUGUGCGGUCGUUUCACGGUUCCGUGCGCACUGCUUCGGGCCAGUGCAGUGGCAAGAGCGGCGUGGAAGAUUCACUGGCGCGCGUUGGACGCAGGCUGGUGUCUGCUCAGUGUGACGGCUGUCUGUGUAUCUUCACCACGAACGACCCUGCCCGCACGCUGACGAGCUCCGUUGCGUUUGAUGCCAUGGCUCUGGAGCAAACUGUGCAGCACCUGGUCACUGUGCAGUCGUCGACAGGGUCUGCCUUGAACCUUGUGACGCUUCGCCUUCGCCUGCAGCAGCUGGGGGUGGUCCCCGUCCGCCUUGUGCACAAGAAUCAAGGGCAGGCCCAGGUCAUGUUUGUCGCGCGCACACCGCUGCCUUCGCACGAAGACCUUGAUCAAAUUGCGCGUGUGACGCUGGUGAGCAACCAGCCCAUUGUCGGCACCCGCAUCACUGCUGAUAUUCACUCGGACACCAGCAACGUCACCAUUCUCUCCCGCCUGUACGCCCUUGGCAUCGUUCCAGACUCCAUGCAACUAGUGAGCUCUGAGAACGGCACAUCGACGACGCUGACGCUGACGACCAACAAUGACGUGACUAAUCGAGCGGAGCGUGAGCUCGCUGACAACACUGGAUGGAUUCACUCGCUUCUGUCCAUCUCGUACGUUUACCCCGGUUCGAUUGAGGAACCCCUGUGGCCCUUCAACUACACCAUCACCGGUCGCAGCAACGUGACGCAAGACGAUGUGCGCGAUGCCAUUACAACGACGCUCACGCACGCAGACGCCGUGUUUGUGAUCCGUGGGUGCGAGGCCCGCGUGUGCACCGUGUCCACAAACACACCACUGCUGCACACGACACUGCAAGCCCUGCGCGGCCAAGGCGCCAUCUUCGAAGCUGCGCUGACGGUAGACGUAUCCAUAGAGUCUGAGCUCAUCAGCUCCCUCGAGGAAAACCUCUCACUCCUGCUCCCAUAUCCAGCAAACCGCAUCUCUGUGUUCCGUUCCAGCGCAGGCCCACAGCAUCAGCAGCAGCGGAGGAAGCGCGAACUCACCGACAUUGCUGUGACUGUCUCGUUCACUGCACAAGAGGAUGCAUCGCUGGUGACGGCGGUGCCUGAGGAAGGGUACGAAGUACCCCGCUCCAGGUACCUGCUUCGCUUCCGCGUGAAGAACGCGGCGUCCUCCGCAAACGCGCGCGAAAAGGCGCUGGUUGCCCUCAAUGCCUUGUCCAUUGCUGCCGUUGACGUGACCGCUGCCGGCGAUCAGGUGACGGCGGUGACGGUCUCGUACGAGAGCGACGAUCGACUGGACCAGUUCCGAGCACACGCGAACAUCAUCUCAUCAAGUGUGCUGCAGCAGGUCAGCAUCGACUCUCCGCUGAGCAUCACUGACGCCGUUGCAGCCACGACGGACCUUGCCAAUUCGGGCGAGCUGUACGGGGUUGUGCACGGCCGCAAGCUUGUUGUUGUGUCCACCACUUCCACCUUCAAUCCCAACCCGACCACGACCACGACCACGACAAACCCAUCCGUCACCGUGCAGCCAGGGGCAUCCACCAGUGGUGGGGAGGCGUGGCAGAUUAGCGUCGGUGUGAUUGGCGCACUGCUGCUGAUUGUGGUGUUGGUUGCGGUUAUUCUUCGUCAUCGCCGACGCCAAGCCAAGCGCACUCUCGCAAACACCACAGUCCUACAACACCGCACCGUGUCCUACGAGAACCCAGCUUACUCAGGCUCCAUGACGACGACUGAGAACCCGUACACGAUGUAUGAUGAUCUUGGUACAAUUGGCGAUGCGCAAUCGACAGACUACGCCGAGCUCCCUCCGCCGUCAGUGCGAAACGGCCGCUUGCUCAGCAACCCACUGUACGAGAGCGGCCCGACGCUGAGCGACGACGGCGACGGGUACCUGUCUGUGGACGGGACGGGCGCAGAGUCAUCCCCAAGCGCAUACGAGGAUGACGUUGACGAUGGAUACAUGGUGGUGCGGGGCACGGGAUUGGACGAUGGCAAGACGGACGCGUGAGGACCCAUUGUUUCUUUUGCUCGAUUGCUGGCUGUUUUGGCUGUUCUGUGCAAUAGAGAUGUUAGUGGUGUUCUGUGUUGACUUGUUCGUCUUCACGCAUGCGAUGUGGCGAUGUUGUGCUUGCUUCUUGCCUGUUUAGCUCUCUGCCUUGUUAGCGCAGUGUUUCGUUACCCCCUGCUUUAGUUGUUACUUGCUUGUCUAGCAGCCACACUGUUGUUAUUGUUGGAUGAUAAUACACUGCUUUGACUGUGA